AUGCACCCCGACGGAGCGACGGAGGCGAUCGUCGACUUUGCGCUGGCGGGCGGCUGUAGGCCGGCCAGCGGCAAGCCGUUUGCCGUGGCCCGCAACAUUUGCCGCUUGGACAAGCGCGGGAAGCGAGUCACCUCGUACACCGCCUUUGUCAAGUAUUUGGUCGACAAGGCGCCCGGCCGCAUCGGCACGAGGACGUUGCCCUUCGAAGGGAAGAACAUCGUCGUGUACUCUCUGCCGGAGAGCGGCGGCGGCGGGGAGGGGGAGGGGGCGAUGUUAAAGAUCAUAUGCGUAAAGCCGUACGGCAAAAAGUGCUGA
Messenger RNA from Emiliania huxleyi CCMP1516, 315 nucleotides. RefSeq lists its product as hypothetical. The coding region runs from base 1 to 315 and encodes 104 amino acids. The record is from RefSeq and is a predicted model, not a curated record. The transcript has 5 exons. NCBI's taxonomy places the organism in Eukaryota, Haptophyta, Isochrysidales, Noelaerhabdaceae.